Messenger RNA from Oncorhynchus gorbuscha (pink salmon), 6754 nucleotides. Its product is annotated as OTU domain-containing protein 7B-like. The record is from RefSeq and is a predicted model, not a curated record. Gene Ontology annotation, biological process: protein K63-linked deubiquitination; protein K48-linked deubiquitination; protein deubiquitination involved in ubiquitin-dependent protein catabolic process. NCBI's taxonomy places the organism in Eukaryota, Metazoa, Chordata, Actinopteri, Salmoniformes, Salmonidae. The coding region runs from base 342 to 3071 and encodes 909 amino acids. Gene Ontology annotation, cellular component: cytoplasm; nucleus. The transcript is spliced from 12 exons. Gene Ontology annotation, molecular function: DNA binding; zinc ion binding; cysteine-type deubiquitinase activity.
UCAGAAGCGCCUUGGUUGACAUUGUUGUUGUUGUAAGUAAGAAACUACUUUGUCGUUGAGUCCUGUUUUGGAUUUACAGUAGACUGCAACCUCUGGAUUAGCUCAAAAUCAGGAAAAACUGGUCUAAUAAAGGUGGAGGUUUUCACAGUAUUUGUCAAGAGGGAGGACUAUUAUGGGACGAUGAAAGAAAUGUCUGCGAGGCCGCUCAAGGUUUGGCUGGACGUGUAAGGCAAGUUGAAGAGUCCCCCUUCCCCUUGGUCCAGUGGUCUUGUCGGGGAGGGCGGAUCCCCUGUUGUUGUUUUUUUUCCUAACCUGAUGCCGCCCUGUAAAUUCAUGAUCACAUGACCUUGGAUAUGGACGCAGUCCUGUCCGACUUUGUCCGUUCCACUGGAGCCGAACCAGGACUAGCCAGAGACCUGCUAGAGGGGAAGAACUGGGAUCUCACCGCUGCCCUCAGUGACUUUGAACAGCUGCGACAAGUGCAUGCUGGGAACCUGUCGUACUCUUUUGCUGAGGAGAGGACGUACCCAGGCCCGGAGAAGGAGAUGGCCAGAGUGGGGCGCCCCCUUCUUCACCGUCAAGAGGAGGUGCUGCAAGGUGAAAACAGUGCCACAGAGAAGCGUCUAUCGAGAGGCAUCUCCCAUGCCAGCUCUACCAUCGUGUCCCUGGCACGGUCACACGUCUCCAGUACGGGCAACUGUAGUAGUGAGCCCCUUCUGGACACGCCUCUGUGCACAUUCCAGCUGCCCGACCUCACCGUGUACCGGGACGACUUUCGUGGCUUCAUCGAGAGGGACCUCAUUGAGCAAUCUAUGAUGGUGGCCCUAGAGCACGCCGGCCGACUCAAUUGGUGGACACGGGUGGGUCCUAACUGUCAGAGUCUAUUGCCAUUGGCGACGAGUGGGGACGGAAACUGCCUGUUACAUGCAGCGUCAUUGGGUAUGUGGGGCUUUCAUGACCGUGACCUGAUGCUGCGGAAGUCUCUGUAUGCACUGAUGGACCACGGCCAGGAGAGGGAGUCGCUGAGACGCAGGUGGAGGUGGCAGCAGACCCUGCAGAACAAAGAGUCUGGUCUGGUGUACACAGAGGAGGAGUGGCAGAAGGAGUGGAAUGAGCUGCUAAAACUGGCCUCCAGUGAACCUAGGAUACACUACAGCACCAAUGGCAGCAAUGGGACGGAGUCAUCAGAGGAGCCUGUGUACGAGAGUCUGGAGGAGUUCCAUGUGUUCGUCCUGGCCCAUGUCCUGAGGAGGCCCAUAGUAGUGGUGGCAGACACCAUGCUCAGGGACUCUGGAGGAGAGGCUUUUGCCCCAAUCCCAUUCGGAGGGAUUUAUCUGCCCCUGGAGGUGCCAGCUGCCAAGUGCCAUCGCUCGCCCUUAGUACUGGCGUACGACCAGGCCCACUUCUCUGCCCUCGUCUCCAUGGAGCAGAAGGAUGGCUCGAAAGAGCAAGUUGUGAUCCCUCUCACUGACUCAGAACACAAAAUGCUGCCUGUACACUUUGCAGUGGACCCUGGGAAGGACUGGGAAUGGGGAAAGGAUGACACGGACAAUGUCAUGUUGGCAAGUGUGACCCUGUCCCUGGAGGCAAAGCUCCAGCUGCUACACAGCUACAUGACUGUCACCUGGCUGCCCCUGCCCUGUGAGCAGGCACCUUUGGCUCAGCCCGAGUCCCCCACUGCCUCUGCAGGAGAGGACGCCCGCACCCCUCCCGACUCAGGAGAAUCCGACAAGGAGUCGGUCAGCAGCAGCUCCAACGGUGAUGCAAUGACGACAGCAGGGGCUGCCAGCGCAGGUGGAGGUGUGUCGACUAAGAACAGCUCCUCCUCCAGCUCGUCCAGUAACAGCUCGGCAACAUUGACGACGAGUACGGGGGGAAAGGAAAAGCCCAAGAAGGAGAAAGACAAAGACAAGAAAAGGGCUGACUCUGUGGCCAACAAGCUGGGCAGCUUCGGCAAGAGCCUGGGCAGUAAGCUUAAAAAGAACGUGGGCGGGCUGAUGACGGGGAAGAAUGCAGGAGUCGGCGGGGCCAAGCAGGAGGGCACAGAGAAGAAGAAAAGUUCGCUGAGGGGGCGGAAGGGCAGCAAGGACAGCUCGCCUUCGGCCCACGCCUCUGAGGACUCUGGGAAGGGCUCGCCGUCGUCGGGCAGUGAGCGUCAGAAUGGCACGGGUGGUGGCAGCAGCGAGAGUGACCCGUAUAAGUACAGUGCUGACGUGAAGGCGAGCCUGAGCAUCCUGCGGGCGGCCAUGCAGGGCGAGAGGAAGUUCAUCUUCGCUGGCCUGCUCAUCACCAGCAACCGCCAGCCCUUCCAGGAGGAGAUGAUCCAGCGCUACCUGUCUGACGCUGAGGAGCGCUUCCGGGUAGAGCAGGAGCAGCAGCGGAGAGAGGCAGAGCGGAAAGGAAGCACCAACGGCAUCCAGCAGCCCAAGAAGGAGGCGACGGCAGGCACAGAGGUGGGCUACCGCACCUAUGAACCGAAAGAGGAGCUGGCUGAGAGCUCACCGCCCAACUUCAGCCACCUCAAGUCGUCCUCAUUCAACCCCUCACUCUACUCCGGCGUGGUGCCCAUCCCCCGGCCAACCUUCAUGGACCAGCCGCCCUCCCCGGCCCCACUCACUCAGCACCCACACAUGCACGGCUACAUGGAGACGCGGCGCCAGCUUGCAGGUGGCUCCCCAGCCUCGUCUUAUCCCGGGCUGCCUUCCUAUGCCACCCUCCCCCGCCACUGCCCCCCGCAGGCACCGGUACCCCUCAGCCCCUUUCGCCUCAUCCCCUCUUUCGCACCCUCAUACCUCCCCGAGCACGACCCUCCAGACUACCCCACCUCAGAUCCUGUAGGCGGGGGCUACACUAACGGAUUCCGGGACUUGCGCGCUGCCCUGGAUGUUCCUCGCAGCGGGCCUCUCCCGGUCAGACACUACUCCCUGGGCAGCGCCGGAGGCCUGUCCAGCCGCUGCCGGACGCCCAGCUGCAACUACUACGGACACCCCGAGACGGGCAACUACUGCUCCUGCUGCUACCGAGAGGAGCUGAAGAGGAGGGAGACGGAGCCAGCCAUCCACAGGUUCUGAACAGACGGACUGACCAGAACUGGCUUUGUGGCCACCAACCACAAGGAAACUGAUGGAUGAGGUUUCUUGCUAUAGGACGAUACAGAGCCUGGCCCUCUUAUCGCAUCACUUCCUUCUCUAAAGGCAACACUGUGUGUGGAGAGCAUCCUGGACAGGAUCAGUGCAGUGACUUCAGAGACUGGAGAGAAAGGGGCUGUGGCUGCGGCGAGCGUUAGACAAUAGGACUGUGCACAUCUCUUACAUUUGUUGUGGCUCUUAUGCAGGCUGUAUGUGUGUGUGUGUGUGAGAACUGCAGGCUCUCCUCCACUUUGUCCCCUUGUCGCCUUGCAGCUGUCUCCUCCUGGUGGAGAGAAUGUAUACGGCAGGCGAUACACGCACACUGACAUUCACAUUACACACACAAACUAACACUGCACAAGCACAACCAGAAACUUGUUGAUUAUCACUCUCUACUCCAUAUGUGGAGACGACCUAUAUUUGGCCCUGUAAAUUGGUGUUAUUUUAACAUACGAAUCAACCUUUCAAUGUCUUGUUAGUCUUUUUAACCAGAGGGUUAGAGAUCUAUGCAGACUGACUAGCUUAGGGCAUUGCUGUUACCGGGUGCUCAUGUAUGACUUGGGAAUGAACAGUGCUCUUUCCCGAUGAGUAGUUGGGUUUCUUUUGCGUUGGUCCUCGCUCUUGUAAUGCUAAUUGAAACUACAGUAUUAUGUUACAGUCGUUGCUGUUCUGGCUUCAAUGGUGCUGCUAAUGUUCCAGAAUGCAACAGACCUCUAUUCAAGUUCAUCUCUCAAAUAUAACAAGCAAAACAGAUAGUCCUAUCCACCCUUAAGAUGCCUUUUAUGGCAAAGUAGCCACCCAAUCUAAAUUCACCACUGUGUCCAGAUGUCAGUCAAGUCCAUUUUUAGAUGUCUCCCAGUAUCAAUUAUAGAACAUACAUGGUGGAGUACUGUGGUAGAUAUUCCCGAAUGGCUAAUAUACAGUUUUUAGUAAGGUUGCUAGACUCUUACUGUUCCUGGCUUGUUUUUGUCAUUUUAUAUCCAUCGUGAAAAUGAGGCAUUUCAAUAAUAUGCUGGUACAUUUAGGGUCAUCCAACACUACUAAACCGGCAUUCAAAACCAACUCCCCUCGCAUUUUCAGCUCAAGACCUCAAGGUAAUCAGUACAUGCUAAACUGAUGAACGUUCACAUUUUGGUUGAAAAAGACACUGUCCAUUGUAACAUUGUAACUCUGCUUCUCUUGUGGCUGAGAAAGGUAACAGGUAUUUUAUGGAAUCUCGUCCAUAGGUCUGUGUUACUUUAGUCUAAAUAUUAAUACCAUUUCGUGAAUACCUACUUAUGGCAAACUCCAAAUUCCUGACAUGGACACCCCAUUGAUACGAUUAAAAACAAGUUGGAUUAUUUAACCCAACUCUCCUUCAAAUCCUAAUUGAGGGCAUUGUGUUGAUUCCAAACAAGUGACUGACCCCCGUCGCUUAACCUCUCUGCACAAAUUCAAGCACUUUCCUAAAGUCCAUAGACAUUUUGUUACUGUUUUGAAGGUAUCUGACUGUUAUGUUGUCCUUAGGUCAUGUCAGAACUGUAGACACUGCCACCUCUACUUGCAGGAAGGCAGACGCAUGGGCUAGAACCCCUUGGCUAAGGAUUCAGUUACCAUGGGAACAGCUUUUUGGUGCCAGUGUUGUGGUUUAACUCUAUUUCCUAGUUGCCUUUUUCAGUCUCUUGUCCUUGUGGCAUUACAAUCUUGUAUGUUUUACAAAAUGUGCAUCAGGUGUACAAUACUCGUUUUGCUGCAGUUUCUCUUCUGGUAUUUUUGUACCCUACUCAGUAUAAAGCCCCUGUUUUUAAAUAUUUUCAUUUUGCACCCAGACAUGGAGUCAUUUUCGAAGAUCAUAACAAAGUGAUUUAGAGAUCAAAUGUAUAUAUAUAUAUAUAUAAAUAUAUAUAAAUAAAUAAUAAUUCUGGAGUUUGGAACAUAUCACAUUUUUUAGAUACCGUUUUGGUCUCUUGUUACACUCAAUGAUUUGCAGAUUAGGAAUUGAUUUGUUUUUCUCAUCACCAAUGUAUUAACACUUUCUCAUCCAAGCCGUGUUAUUACCAAUGAGCCAUGUAAAAUCAUGAGGAAGAGUAAUCUUCCUGACUCUAUAAACGUAUUUUCACUUGAAGCACAAUAGCGAGAGAAUAUCUGUAUGCAAUUCACUGCCUUGCCCAAUUGAUGGCGCUCUUGUAUUUGUUUUCAAUGUUCCUGGAAGUUUCCAUGCUCGACUUAACCAAAUAUACAAAAGAGAAACAUUUAUGGGUACUAAGAUUUGAGUUUAUUUAAAAAAAUAAAAUUUGCCAAGUGUAUGAGGGACUCUUCUCUCUUUUUAAGUAACAUUUGUCUUUUGAGAGGCAGUUCAAACAUGCGGCUCAAAAUAGUCGCCCUUCAAGAGAAUGCUCCAAGACUUCGAGGUGGCAUGUGCAUCUUGAAUUGGAACCAACUAUUCCCCACAAUACCAUUAAGCUAUAUCCCAAACAAUAUUUCUGUGUGACGUGUGUGUGUGUGUGUGUGGGGGGGUUGCGUGUGUUUGUGCGCUUACGCUGUAUGAAACCAUUUUGCAACAAAACAUUGCAGCUCAUAAGGCGCAAACAGGUCAUCUUUAAUGAAAAGAUGAUGGCUAACUAAGAAAUGGGUGUAUGCGUGCUUUCUCUCCUUCCAAUGUAAUAAUAUUUGCUCACAUCAACAUUUUUAUUUUUAAGAAUUGGAUGGCUUACAGACAACAUCUUGAACAUUUGACUUAGACUGCAAACAACAUUUUUGUAUAAAAAACAAAUGACUGAGGUUGUAUAUGUUCAAGUUAUUUUUGUAAACCCAAAGUUUUACAAUGUUUUUAAAGAUGAUCUAUAUUAACGGAUGCUAAAAUUAGUGGAAGAUAAGCUUAUAACCUGGGUUUAUGGAGGAGUCAGUAUUCACCAAAAUGGACAGUUUGGCUGUCAAGGUUGAUCACAAAAGAGCCUCCUAAACUCAAAGAUUUCUCAUUAGCAAACUAGUUUCCUCCUUGCUGUCCUGACGAUAUGAUUUGAGAAUAUAUAUUUAUAGUGAGAAUCUUUAAUUUUUUUCCCCAGAAGCUUCCUUUUGGAAUGUUUAGUUGAGAAACGUUUAGUAUGUUCUUUCUUACGUGUCAAGCAGACUGGCUUUUAUUUGUUUGUUUUUAUUUGAAUUUUAAGUUUUCUUAUUUUUUUCUCACCACCAAUCCAUGCAAUGCUAACACAUUACAGCAAUGAUUCAAUAGUUGAUUGUUGGUGUUUUCAACCUAUACUCUUGCUGCAAUCCCUCUCUCGGAAUAAGAUGGCUUUGAAUUUGUUUUACUAAGUAACUGACCCAUUAUUUUUCUAUUGUACAUUUUCUCUCAUUUCUAUGGGACAUAAUAGUCAUCAGCAACAUGAACAUGGGAUACUUUAGUUGCAUGGGACUGGAAUUGUUGCAUGUAAAUGACUAUCCAUUUAACCAAAUUUGUGCAUUAUUUUGAGCUGAUUUGGGCAGUCCUGGUUUUGUGACCAGUUUUUUUAUUUUUUUAUUUAAUCUUUUCAUGUUUGGAGAGGAGAGGCUGUGACAGUGCAAUCUGGAUGGAAAGAACAUCUGAUUUAAUUUUUACAUUUUUUUGUUGUUGCACUGUUUGAAUAAAUUCUCAUUGUAUUUCAACAACA